CGCAGGAGGCGGGAGAUGCUGCUGCAGCAACUGGGCUUCAUCUGCGCCAUCCUCUUCUUCGCCUGGUGCAUGUCCAGCCUGCUCUCCAGAGUGGGCCGAGAAUCAACCGUUGCAGACAGACGUGUUUUGUCAGAAAUAUGGAGGAAUAGAAGGUUGAUGGCAUCACCUAAUGGGACACAUGAAGGAAAGAACUGUACAGAGCCAGCCAUUACUGAAUUUCCUGAAGAUAUAUUUACAAAUAAAGAACGGCAGCAAGGAGGAGUUCUGCUUCAUAUCGUUGCUGCUCUUUAUAUGUUCUAUGCUUUGGCUAUAGUAUGUGAUGACUUCUUUGUUCCAUCCUUAGAGAAAAUUUGUGAGAAACUACAUUUGAGUGAAGAUGUUGCUGGAGCCACAUUCAUGGCAGCAGGGAGCUCCACUCCAGAACUGUUUGCAUCUGUUAUAGGUGUGUUUAUCACUCACGGAGAUGUAGGAGUAGGGACCAUUGUUGGUUCAGCAGUUUUCAACAUCCUCUGCAUUGUCGGUGUCUGUGGAAUAUUUGCAGGACAGGUGGUUUGUCUCACCCAGUGGGCUGUGUACCGGGACUCUGUAUACUACACGAUAUCUGUGAUAGUGCUUAUUGUUUUCAUAUAUGAUGAGAAAAUAGAAUGGUGGGAAAGCCUUAUACUCAUCAUUAUGUAUUCAUUCUACAUACUUAUCAUGAAGUACAAUGCGAGGAUGCAAAAUUUCUUCACCCUUAAAAGCAAGAAUGUUGGAAAUGGUGACACAGUCAACAAUGAGCUGGAAGAUGGUAAUAAAUGUUAUGCCUCUAGUUGUGAUGACCCAUCUAUUCCAUUACUAUGGAAAGUGAAGGGUAUGCAGCAGUACGGCAAAAACAGUGUUGUGAUGGUGGAUGAGAUAAUCUGCUCCAGUCCCCCCAAAUACCGGUUCCCUGAAGCUGGAUUACGGAUUAUGAUUACAAAUAAAUUUGGACCACGCACCAGAAUGCGGAUGGCAAGCCGACUCAUCAUUAAUGAGCGUCAGCGGUUAAUCCAGUCUGCCAAUGGCUCAAGCAAACCACUUCAGAAUGGGAGACGUGAGAAUAUUGAAAAUGGGAACAUCCCUGUGGUGAACCAAGAGGAGGAAAAUGAACAGGACAAUCUAUCUCCCUUUUCAUUGCCAGAUGGAAAAAUGAACAAAAUUAAAUGGAUUUUGACAUGGCCAUUGAUAUUCCUGCUCUUUUGCACCAUUCCAAACUGCAGCAAACGACGCUGGGAGAGGUGUUUUAUGGCGACAUUCAUUUUAUCCACUCUCUGGAUUGCCUUGUUUUCCUACUUUAUGGUGUGGAUGGUGACUGUUAUUGGAUACACCCUUGGGAUACCAGAUGUGAUCAUGGGCAUUACUUUCCUAGCUGCAGGAACAAGCGUCCCAGACUGCAUGGCCAGCUUAAUAGUAGCAAGACAAGGCCUCGGUGACAUGGCAGUAUCCAACACAGUAGGGAGCAAUGUCUUUGACAUUCUGGUGGGCCUUGGUGUUCCAUGGGGUUUGCAGACCAUGGCGAUUGAUUAUGGAUCAACUGUUAAGAUAAACAGCAAAGGACUGGUCUAUUCAGUUGCACUUUUGCUAGGAUCAGUGGCGCUUACCGUGUUUGGAAUCCAUGUAAAUAAGUGGAAACUUGACAGGAAAUUAGGCAUCUACGUGUUGUUUCUUUAUGCUGUUUUCCUGUGUUUCUCUAUACUGAUAGAGUUUAAUGUCUUCACCUUUGUGAACUUCCCUAUGUGCCGAGAAGAACAAAGUGCCUUAAAGUUUGCUGUAAUGAUGAAAACAUCAGCAGGAGACAAGCGAGCCAGGGAUGACUCAGGCCCAAUCAGAGAUAUCAGCGAAGAGGGAAAAGAGACACAUCUCUGUCAGGCCACUGCCCUGCAAAACUGCCUCCCGCUUCCAGGGAUCAGCAUCCUUGAUAAACUCAUCAAGACCUGUCCCGUCUGGCUUCAGCUGAACAUGAAUCAGGAAAGGGCUGGGGCAAUACUUGGCAAAGAAACAGCAGGGAUAUUCUUGGUUAGGAAAGAGGGUAACGGGAAAAACAUGGUCCUUGCAGUCCGCUUGCCAGUGCAGAACGAGGCUCCCAGUGUGCUGGAGUACAGCAUUAAAGAAGAAAAAUCAAUCCUGUACCUGGAAGGAUCUGUCCUUGUAUUUGAGGAUGUCUUCAAACUGGUUGCCUUCUACUGCGUCAGUAGGGAUUUGCUGCCCUUCACCCUGAGGCUGCCACAAGCAAUAUUAGAAGCCAGUAGCUUUCAAGACCUUGAAAUUAUCUCUAGUCUGGGGAUAGAUUUCUGGGAUUCCUCCUUAAACCACAGAAUAGGAGAGGAUUUAUCCCACCCUGCAAAAGACUCUGUUUUCAGCACUGCCCAGGCAGACAGUUUAAGAUCUACCCAGUGUUUUGCAAGUAGCACAAACCACUGCUCAUGUGAAAUUGAGCUGUCAAUAGGAAAUGACAGGCUGUGGUUUGUGAAUCCUAUUUUUAUAGAAGAGUGCAGUAAUCCUUUUCCUCCAGAUGUACCUCCUCCUAAAAGCCAUGCUGUGAGCACCGAUCUCCCUCCUGCCACCACGCUCGCUGAAAGGAGGUCUCCCUGCCGCCCCCCUCCACCUCCACCUUCUCACUCUCUCAUUCAGAAAUCUUCUCUGAAACUUCUGCGGGAUCCCAUGACUGCCUGUGAAGAAAAUGAGCUGCUUCUUCAGCCACUAGGAAAGAGCAUCAAGGAAAUGAAAAUUGAGGGCGGUGACAAUAAAGAAGAAGAAGGGAAGCAGAGCUGCUCAGUCAAUGAGCCCUCGGCAGUGAGUCCCAAGAAGGGCUCCCAGCCCUUUGUCCCGCCACGGAGGCGGCUGUGCGAGAGGACCUCGGAGGAGAGCUGUGUGGGUAAACCUGGAAGUUGUGAAACGCUGAAAGGGGAACGGACAGAAGAAAAACAAGACACAAGUACAGAGAGCAGAGAUAAAAGGUCACUGUGCAAAGAGGCUGUAGAAAUGCCUGGGGAGGUUCCUGAAAGGGCUAUAUCACAGUUCCAGCAGACAAAGCCUGAACCUGCAGAGAAGAAAGAGGACAUGCCUGAGAUACAAAGCAAUGCCAUUGAGAAAGGAAAGUCACCUCCUAUCCCACCACCGAGAAGGAAGAGGCUUUCCCAGGUACCAAGGAUCCCCAGGUCCAGCCAGUCAAAGCAAAGAACAGUGGCAGAGACAGCCACAGCCACAGCACAGGCUUUGUGCAAGAGCAGCUCAACUACAGUGGCAGGUGGUGCCACUUGCACACACACCAAGACUAAACCGGGACACGGCCGCAAAUCCGUCAUCUCAGCUGAACUGAAAGGUUCGCACUCCUCCCUGGAGGGCCCAGGAGGCAACGCCGUGGCUCAGGCGUCAGCGUCCGAGCCAGACUCCUACUCCACCAGCAGCACAGAGGAUGACCUGGAGCUGCUGAGUAGUUCAUCCGGUAAAAAGACACGCUCCGUGAUCUUGGGCAAGGCCAAGAACAGGCUGUCCUUUGUGAGCCUGUCCAAUGUCUUCACAGUCUUUUUAUCUAGUGACAGGAAGCUGCAGAAGAAGAUAGUGGAGCUGGCACAGGACAAGGAUUCGUACUUUGGCAACCUGGUGCGGGACUACAGAGUGUACAGUUUAGAGAUGAUGGCAAAGCAGAGCUCCAGCACAGAGAUGCUACAAGAAAUACGGAUGAUGAUGACGCAGCUGAAGAGUUACUUAGUGCAGAGCACUGAGCUGAAAUCUCUGAUAGACCCUGCCUCCUACACCGAGGAACAGUUAGAAGUGAUUGCUGAGACGGCUUUGUACAAGUGUGUCCUGAAGCCUUUGAAAGAAGCCAUUGAUUCUUACUUAAAAGAAAUCCACAGCCAAGAUGGAUCUUUACAGCAGCUAAAAGAGAACCAACUUGUGAUACAAAACACAACUACCACUGACCUAGGCAUCACAACCAGUGUGCCUGAAACCAUUGUGCUGGAAAAGAUCGUUCACAAGUUCACAACCAUGCAUAAGGCCUACUCCCCAGAAAAGAAGAUUGCCAUCUUGCUGAAGUCCUGCAAACUCAUCUAUGACUCCAUGGCCCAGGGAAACCCAGGGAAGCCAUACGGUGCAGAUGACUUCCUCCCCGUGCUCAUGUAUGUGUUGGCCCGCAGCAACUUGACUGAAGUCCUUCUGAAUGUGGAGUAUAUGAUGGAGCUGAUGGACCCUGCUCUGCAGCUAGGGGAAGGCUCCUAUUAUUUAACCACCACCUAUGGGGCCCUGGAGCACAUCAAGAACUACGACAAAAUCACUGUCACGCGACAGCUGAGCAUGGAGGUGCAGGACUCCAUUCACCGCUGGGAGCGACGGAGGACGCUGAACAAGGCCCGGGCUUCCCGCUCAUCAGUGCAGGAUUUCAUCUCUAUUUCCUUUCUGGAAAUUGGUGCUUACUCAAGGACACUUGCCUCCCGGAACGACACCACCACUGAGCAGCUGAGCCAGCAGUGUGCCGAAAAGUUUGAAGUCUCUCAUCCCAAGGACUAUGGACUCUUUGUUUAUGUUGAUGACCAGUGGCUGCAGCUAGACAAAGGUGCCCUUCCUCACCAUAUCAAAGCCUCCCUGCUGAAGAGUGAAACCAAGAAAGAUUUCCAUUUUAUUUAUAAACCAAUAGAGCACAAAAACCCACCAGUUCCAAUUGUCAAAGAGUCAGACUUUCCCUAAGGGCCAUGCUGCUCUUUGUUGUGUUUGCUGUCAUCCCGAAAGGGCUGGAUAGUUUAUCUCAUGAGAUCCUCUGGUAUCUGCAGACCUCAGUCGGUCUCUGGAGCGUGGCCUUCAACAUAGCAUAGACGUACUAAUUGUAGAUGCUCUCUGAAUACAGGGCAUUUCUCAGCAGAGUUCAUUUGCAGAAAUAAAAGGAGCAUUCAGGAGAACGUUCAUCCUCUGGAAAACUUGAAGUAUCAAACCUCAGAACCUCUCGCUGGCAACCAGCCGACGUCGCAGAAUGUAAAUGGACAGUGGAGAAAAUCCAGCGAUCUUGCGGAAAAGUGGACAUUUACUCCAUAAUAAAUUAUGGCAGGUGUGAAUCACCUCGGUGCACAAGGCCUGUGAAAGGUCUGCAGACACUUCAAUGCUAUCUGGAGGUAAGACUGUGUUUACGCCUUACAGUAUCUGUUCAGCCAGUUUGAAUAAACUGAGUCUUGUCUGAUGUAUUCAGUGGCGUAGGGUUGCUACCUGUAGCAAAACUCCAUCUCUGUCUUGCUGUCUACAACAUGUCAUUGCCUUUGAAAGCCACAUAAUUACAGACCAUGCAAGAUGAUCCUGUACCUUCACUAAGAAUACAUUUUCUGCCAUCUAUUUGUCACUGAAAUCAGGUAGCAUAGGCAUUUUCAUCAAUAUAUUUUUCUUAAAGAUUGAAAGUCUUCACCAUCAGUUUUACAUGUACAGCAGUUUUAAUCACAUUGGUUGUAUGAUAAUGUCUGGUUAACUGUAUAUUUAUUUCCAUGUAUGAUAUGGUGCAAUUAUUUUAAAAUAAGCAUUUGUAAAGAACUUAAUAAUUUGCCCAGUGUAGCAAACCAGAUUAAAAUUUGAAAGUCAAAAAGAGCUGG
Molecule: messenger RNA, 5588 nt
Organism: Gavia stellata (red-throated loon)
Lineage: Eukaryota; Metazoa; Chordata; Aves; Gaviiformes; Gaviidae
Product: ras and Rab interactor 3
Exons: 27
Coding region: 16-4704 (1562 amino acids)
Biological process (GO): sensory perception of smell; intracellular calcium ion homeostasis; calcium ion transmembrane transport
Cellular component (GO): membrane
Molecular function (GO): calcium, potassium:sodium antiporter activity; calcium channel activity
Source: RefSeq, a predicted model, not a curated record